AUGGCGUUACGGAAUUUUGAAGACANACCUCGAAAAAAAUCAUCUUUUGUCCGACGUAAUCAUUUUGUCUCUAUCUUCUUUGAUAUCGAGAAGGCUUACGAUCGGACAUGGCGUUACGGAAUUUUGAAGACACUUUACAGCAUGGGACUUCGUGGAAACCUACCCAUCUUUCUGAAAAACUUUCUGUCGAAGCUGUAUUUUCGAAUAAAACAGGGCACUACAUUUUCUGAUCUAUUCAUUCAGGCAGAAGGAGUUCCACAAGGCAGUGUUUUAAGUGUCAUACUAUUCAUUAUUCAUGUUUCACAAAUCUUGAACUUGCUUCCACCUUCCGUAUUUGGUUCACUGUAUGUUGACGAUCUGAACGUAUCAUGUUCUGGAUCAGACAUGCGCGUUAUUGAGCGUCAACUGCAGUUGACUGUGAAUAAAAUUGUGGAAUGGUGUGAGCAUAAUGGUCAUAGCCUGUCACCUGUCAAAAGCUCUUGCAUACAUUUUUGUAGAUUACGCAGAAUGCAUUUUGAUCCCAUUAUAUCGAUUCGUAACAUUACCAUACCUGUUGUAUCUGAAACAAAGUUCUUAGGUGUUAUAUUUGAUCAUAAACUCACUUUUUUGCCUCAUAUUUUACAUCUAAGAAAGCGGUGUGAGAAAACCUUGAAUGUGUUACGCUUUGACAUGUGCGACGUGCCAACACAAUCAAUAGAUCACCUUCUCAUACCACCAUGGAUCAUCGCACCACAUCAGUUUUAUUCCCUUUCUAAAUUGUACAGUAAAUCUGAUGUUGCAUCCAUCAUUUAUCAACAAAUAUUCAAUUCUCAUCGUCACCAAUAUUUUGAGUAUGUGCCUGUAUAUACUGACGGAUCAAAAUCGGUGGAAUACGUAGGCUGUGGUGUCAUCAUCGCUGAUGAUACUUAUAGCUACAAGAUCCAUGAUAUUUGUUCCGUCUUCACUGCGGAAGCUGUUACCAUCCUUUUGGCAUUGCGGCUGAUUUCUUCACGCUCCGAACGAAAGUAUUUUAUAUACUCCGAUAGUAAGAGCGUUUUGAACAAGUUAGAAAAUUUUCGCAGCGAUACUCAUCCAAUCCUAUGCUUCAUUAAUCAUUUAUUAAUCUCUCUUCACAAGAAGGGAUUUGAUAUUUCAUUUUGCUGGAUACCGAGUCACGUCGGUAUCCCAGGGAAUGAGUUAGCGGAUUCUGCAGCACGAUCUGCAACUACUGAACUUACAAUAUCUGUACCAUUCUCAGACAUUAAACUACAUGUUCGACAGCUCAUUCCGUCCCUUUGGCAAAAGCAUUGGGAUCUUCAAACUCAAAAUAAACUUCAUAACAUUAAACCAUAUAUAGACCCCUUACCUGUAUUACGUUUACGUAAUGCAGAUGUAAAGUUUAAUCGUCUCAGAAUCGGCCAUACUCGACUCACACAUCUUCAUCUGUUGUUUGGAGAAUCUCCUCCCAAAUGCGACUCUUGCAAUACUUUACUUACGGUUCAUCACAUUUUAACCAUUUGUCCUUGUUUUAACCAGCAUCGUCUUACCUUUUUUAAUAGCACGAUUUUAUGUAUGAAGGAUUUGUUAGAUGAUAUUCAUCAUCCUAACAUUUUCGCAUUUCUGCGAGCUAUUGGUAUUUUAUAUUGUAUAAAACUGUUUUAUCUGAUUUUAUUCACUCUUAUUUCCUACCCAUGAACCGUUUUACCUUUUCUGUGUAUUUUAUAGAAUUACGCUUUUUAUUGGUUUUUAUGAACUUUUGAAAAUUUUUGUCUUGAGAUAAACUACUUUAUUAGUUUCAUUUAUUUUAUGACAAUGAAACUAUUGUGUUUCACCAUUAGAUCUAACCCAACAAACUGUUUGGCGCAGCAUAUCAUCCUUUGGAUCUUGUGCCAUAAAACUUUUACAUUCAAUCUAAUCCAAUCCUGCUCAAUGCCAAGAAGACCAAAGAAAUUUCAAUGAAUGAGUUUAGGAAGGUUGGUCCCUCCACUAAAUCCUUAAAUUCUAUUGCCUCCAGCUCUUUAGAAGAUUCUUGGGAUUUGGGGAUAGAAGUUCGUUCGUCUGAGAUUUUAUGGGCUUUGAAAGUUAUAGAAAGCCACUUCUCCAACAAACAAUUCUUCCAAAGACACUGGAAAAUUAUUCAGUGCAAUGUUUCCAGACAGUUCAAUAACACGUCAAUUCGCCUGCAAUGAAUCUAAGUGAGUAUAUCUCUGUCGUUUUGGACUUGCACCUCAUUUUAGCAUGCUACCUCUGAAGUGCAUUGAUAAUGCCAAGUUUUAUACAUUGCUUUUUUGAUGAGUCUUUGAACAAAGCGACGCAGCAGAAGCAGUUGGAUUUACAUAUCCGCUUUUGGAACCCAGAUAAGAACAUUGUAGAGACGUAAUACUUAACAUCAGCUUUUCUGGGCCAUUCUACAUCAGAUGACCUUUUAGCCUGCUUUUAUGCGUGUCAAAAAUUUAGACCUGAAGAAAUUAUUGCUGAUUUCCAUGGACGGUCCGGUUCUGGUGGCAGUUUCACUCCUGCUGCUGAGUUGAGUUGUUUAACUCCUGCUUUAGUUUUGGUUUCGGUUUCCAAAAUUUUUAACUUGCUGAAUCUUCUGAAUUUGAAGAAAAAGAUAGCGGCUGGUCAAAAAUCAUGUACUUAGAUAAAAGUCAAUAAAUAUAAUUCGUUAAACGGAUCAACAUUUAUUGAACUACCAGAUUUUAUUCAAAGGAAAAAGGCCGUAAUUAAUAUUAAAAAUAACGAUAAUAAAUGUUUUAUGUAUGCAGUCCUUGCCGCCUUAUACCGACAGACCAAUAAUGCGUAGACAGUGGAAAAACUUGCAACUUUUGUUGAUGAUUUUGACUUUUCCUGCCUUGAGUUUCCAAUGAAACUACAAGAUAUUUCCAAAUUUGAAAAGAAAAAUAAUAUUUCGAUAAAUGUAUAUGGUUUCAAUGAUAAGAAUGUGAUUUAUCCUCUGCACAUUACAGAAAACGAAAGGCAAGUUCACGUUGAUUUGUUAUAUAUAACUCCUACAUCGACUUCUCACUACUGUUUGAUUAAAGAUCUAUCGCGACUCAUUUGUUCUCAAAUAUCUAGGCACAAUGGAAAAACUUUCAUUUGUAAAAGAUGCUUACAACAUUUCACGACCAAAGAAAUCCUUCUCAAACAUAAGAGACUGUAACCACGAAGCUGUGAGAGUGGAAAUGCCACAGAAUCCUUGAUUUGAAAAUGUUCAACGUACCCCUACGUCGUUU
Parasteatoda tepidariorum (common house spider) is the source of this 3212-nucleotide messenger RNA. The record is from RefSeq and is a predicted model, not a curated record. NCBI's taxonomy places the organism in Eukaryota, Metazoa, Arthropoda, Arachnida, Araneae, Theridiidae.